Messenger RNA from Colius striatus (speckled mousebird), 4698 nucleotides. RefSeq names its product heme-binding protein 1-like. The transcript has 4 exons. The coding region runs from base 1944 to 2753 and encodes 269 amino acids. NCBI's taxonomy places the organism in Eukaryota, Metazoa, Chordata, Aves, Coliiformes, Coliidae. The record is from RefSeq and is a predicted model, not a curated record.
GCUCCUCUCCUCCACGCAGCCGGAGCUCCUCUCCUCGUCCGCUGCCUGCCUUGUGGCGAGCCCGGGCGAGUGCUGCCGCCAGCUCCGGCGGCUGGAAGAGCAUCUCCCGUGCGGAGGCCGGGGCAGCCUCUGCACACCGACGUCGCAGAGCUUUCUGCAGCCGCCACGGCAGCCCCGGGUUGGUGCAGCGUUCUGCCACCGAUGCAUCUGCUCCGAUGUGGAGUAACGGCACAGCCUUUGCUCUAAAAUUGGACCAGCCGUGCUGCUUUCUCUCGUCUCUCGCCUUCCAGCUGCCUCCUUUACCAGCCUCUCCUCUGCUGGGCUGGGCACGUUCAAGAGAGGGAAUUUUCAGUUCAGAGCCUGCUCCCUGCCUUGCUCCAAACACCUCAUGGCAUAGCUCAAAGUCCUGCUGGGUUUGUGUUUGUGCCAGUGACGUGGCUCCUGGUUGAGCCGAAGAUGGCAGCUGGCACAUGAUGAGGAUGCUUUUGCAGGGAACAGAGGGCCCGUGGCCCUGGCCACCAGACCUGAGCAUGUUGUUGUUGGUCACAACUGCCAAUCCAAACAUGGUAGCUGCUGCCUUGCUGUUCUUGCUGGUGGAGUUGCACACCUCCUCUCAGCUCUUGCACAAAACAGUGCUGCUGAUCUUUGAGCAAUGACUGCAAAGAAGUGCUUGUCUGACUGGUUUCUGUGUCUCUGUGGGCUUGGCUGGGCUUGCUACCAAGAAGACAUCAGUCAAUUGUCCUCUAUAUGAGGAGAGCUUAACCAGUUUCUUCUGGGCUGAGGUCCAGCACUCCUGCCUGUGUGAACCACGUCUGAGCAUGUGGGUUAUACAACUCUGAGCCGGGGCUUCACCACACUCCUUCUUCCUCUCUUCUUCUGCAUCCCAGGGACUUUGUCUGGACCCUUCUCUACCUGUGCUGGUCUUGGGCAGGAGUAGGGCCCCAAAAAGAUCUUUUGUUGCUAUUGGCAUCCCCUCCAUGCCUUUGCCUCUGGGGCUGGGUGAGGAGAUAGGAGACACUUCCUGACAUUAGUGCUGAGGGGACCCUGGAGCCGGAGCUCUGAAGGACAAGUUUCCCAGGCCUGGGCAGGUCAGUAAUAUUUGGGCGCUCCUCCUGAGCUGUCAGUGCAACAAGCCCUCACCCUCUUGGAGACAAGUUAAUUAUCAUGCCACCUACAGAGCCUUGCUGUGUCAGCACUCACUCGUAUUCCCUACCUCACAUCGCAGGGGCCUUUUGCCGCUGCAUCUGUGUGGAGCAGCUUCACUCUUUCUCUCAGCCAAGUCUCCUCUUCUAGAGUGGUGGUGCUUAAUAUAAGGCUCAGACUGUGGAAGGAGCAAGCGCUAUCUAUGCCUUGAUGAGCUGAUAGGUUUAUUUGCAAGUGAGAGUUGCAAAUAGUCUAGAGGGACUGGUGGUUUCCUUGCUUGGAAAACACUUCUUGCUCUGCUCUGCUCCGUGAGAGAGCAGCAGGCAUGGCCUCAUCCAGAGGGCAAAUGCUGGCUGGCCUGCAGAGUUCUGGUGCAGUCUUCCUCCUGGCACCCCACUGAUGUACAGCAGCAGCAAGCCCACGUGCCUCCCUCCUUUCUGCCUUUUGGGUCGACCUUCUGAGCAGAGACCUGAUUUGGGUGGAGGUACAGGGAGGCUGCGCUCAGUGUUGAGGCUGGUCCCAACUUCCUGCCUCGCUCCCUGCCAGCACAGCUGUGGAGUGCAGGAGUUUGGACCAGUGCCCUGGGCUCUGUGCAACGAGGUUGUCUCAUGGCUGCUUUAAUCUGGCUGAAGAACAAGCUGAGAGCAGGAAGAUAAGUGCUGGCUACAACUUUGCAGCCCCUCUUUUGCGGUACCUGUGGUUAUAACUGUGCCAUGAGCUGAACUCUGAGCGGAUCCAGAUGCAUUUUCCCCACUCCCCCCUGCCUUCCUUCUGUGUUGGGGUUCUCCAGAACACUGGGCAUGUGGGCUGGAAAGAGCCAUUCUGAGCCAACCCACAGAGCUGUCCUCUCUACACCAGCUGAGUUCUUGUCUCUUCUUCCUCCUUUCGCUUCUUGUUACGGGAGAAGGAUCCAAGAAGAGUUUUGUCCCAACCUUCACAGCCCUUCUGGGUGCUGGAGCUCUUCUGCCAGGCUUUUCCCUCCUGCUGGGCAGGAGGCUUUUUGUUUGUUAUCCUCUGUGCACGAAGCGCUCCAGGGAAAAGGCACCGCACCCGAGAAUGACAUCAACCCUCCUGGAGGCCUUUGGGUGCCUGGAAUCAGGAACAUCCUUUGCGAGGGAGCGGCCUACGAGGAGCGGCAGUACCCAGCUGGGAAGUGGGCCUGUGUCACCAAGGGGGAGCCCAUGUAUGAGCAGAGCAUCUCCAUGAGCUUCAUGAAGCUCAUGCGCUACAUCUGCAAGGAGAACUCUGUAGGUUGCUACCUGGGCAUGACAGUCCCAGUGCUCAACGAAAUCCACCUGACCGAGGAGGGGACCGAGCUGGAGAGGGAAGUCGUCACCGCCUAUUACCUCCCGGGAGAGUUCCAGCAAAACCCCCCGGUUCCUGCGGACCCCGACAUCCACAUCACCGAGAGGGCACCGCUCCGGGUUAUAACCAGGGUUUUCUACGGGAUGACCACCGAGGAGACGAUCCUGCGAGAGAUCAGCCUCUUCUGGGAGCUCUUGGGCUCCACAGACACUGUGCUCCGGAGAACCUACGUGGUGGCUGCUUACCAAAACCCCAGCGUCCCUCAGCGCCGCAACGAGAUCUGGUUCAUCUGCCGAGCAGAGUGAGGCCCCUCUGCCAGCUCAAGCUGUCCCGUGACUGGACCUGGUCUAGAUGGCAGUUCUGACCCAAAGGAGACAAAUGCACACCCUCACGCACCGGCCCCCCACAGAACGGCAGCCCAGGAGACUGCGGGGUGGCUUUGCAGCUCUGCUCUCGGGAGGGUCUGCGCUUCACCUGCGGCCGGAGCCGGCGCUGGCGCUGGGGAGAGCCUCUGGAGCGGGCUCCUGGAGGGGAGCACGGGGUAGGGGCCCGUGCAAGGCAGUAACUGGGCAUGUGCAAUGUGUUAGGCUGGCCUGGGCUUCUCUCAGCUCCGAGCUGGGGGUCGCAGAGCAGUGCCAAGGCGUGCUAGUGGGACUGGCGGGUGGCAGUCAUGAGCCGAUGGUGCCUGGGAGGCGAGUGACUGUGUAGGAGGUGUGAGGCUCUGGCUGGGCGCUGCCCUGCUCCCGGUGAGAAGGGCUGCCUGUCCCAAACAGAGCCACUGAACGCUGCUGCAGGGACAGCGGGGUGCGAAGGGCGAAAGGGCUUCGCCACAAGCGGGAUGUGGAUCCUGAACGUUGCCCACUGGGGUGGCUCUGGGAGCUGUCGGGUGCAUCCCUGGUUGUCCCUCACCAUCCCUCAGCCAGGACUGGGGCACUGGCAGCCACCCUCCAUCAGCUGCGGGUGCUGCUUUGGGGAGCUGCUGCACAGUGGGCAGGACGGGACGUGACGGGGGCAGCAGCAGCACCGCCGUGCGUUGUGUUGUGCAUUGAUCAGUUGAGUUUCACAUCCACCGACAUCCUCACGCUUUCCAGGGAGAAGCUGGCAGUGCCAACAGUAAAUAAACCCAGCUCAGACCACUGCAGCUGCAGGUCACUGGUGGUGGGGAUGGGGGGGCUGGCGCGGGAAGAGCCUCGCUCUCUUCCCUCCUCAAGAUGCUUCAGGCUGCAAAGCUGGGGCUAAUUAGAGGGGCUGUAACAUUUGCCUGGAUACAGCCAGGCCCAGUCUCUGGUUUGCUGCCCAUGUGGCUGCUGCAAACAGCUGUGGCCAUGCUCCCCUGCAGGUAAGGUGGUUUUCUGUUGGAUGAAGUCUGCUCUGGCCUCAUGUUUUCCCCCUGUGCAGAAAGUUGGCUCCCCUUACUGUACUUUGCACAGGCACCUGAUCUUAAGGGCUGAGAAUUCAAAUGCGACUGCAUGUCAUGCUGGUUGGAACUGGUGUGAUUUGCAGGAAUGUGCUUAACUGGCUCGGUGUAGAGCGAGUUCUGGCUGCUUCUGACUCAGUUGCCAAGGAGUUUCCUCCUGCUGUUACUGGGGGUGUGCUGUGUGCCUUGCCCCCUGAUGCUGCUGCUUAAACUCUGGCUCCAGCCCUUUGACCCUACAGCGCAGGUGAAGCAGGAGGAAGGCCAAGGCCAGCUCCAUGGUCUUGCUGCCCUCACAGUUCAGGUGUCUUCUGCCAUCCCAUUCUCCAGUCAGAUGUUGCUCACUGCCCUGUCCAGACUGGCUUGCCCUCUGGCAGUGAGGGAGACUGUCUGCCCAGCCUGUGGCUGUGAAGAGAGCAGGGCCAUGCACAUUACAGCCUCCUCUUGGGUAAGCAAGGUAUCUUCAGGUGGAGUCAAGGACAGCAAGAGCAGACAGUGGUUUCCUGGGUAUCUUGUGGUGCAAUGUUUGUCCCUGGGGCACUGCAGGCAGGUAGGGCUGGGAGGCUGUGGUGACAACCUGCUGCUCCCAGGGCUGAUGCACAAGUGCUGCUCACAUAAGAGCAGUGAUUCUUGGAUCAGCAAGCAGUGCUGCUGCUUGAUGUGAGCCUGGGAUCAGGCGGCUCGGCGUCAGUGGGGGAGCAAAGUCAGCCAGCACGUCACGUGUGAGACAAAGACACUUUCCUUGUGUGCCCUGAGCUUUGCAGGUGGAAGUAAAAGUCGCUUUCCAGAGCUUGCUGUAUAACCUAUUGCUUCCUCUGUGGUUGCUGGUGAAGCCG